This is a messenger RNA of Penicillium oxalicum, 1434 nucleotides long. Its product is annotated as cytochrome P450. The transcript has 7 exons. NCBI's taxonomy places the organism in Eukaryota, Fungi, Ascomycota, Eurotiomycetes, Eurotiales, Aspergillaceae. The coding region runs from base 1 to 1434 and encodes 477 amino acids. Gene Ontology annotation, molecular function: monooxygenase activity; iron ion binding; oxidoreductase activity, acting on paired donors, with incorporation or reduction of molecular oxygen. The record is from RefSeq and is a predicted model, not a curated record.
AUGUCUGAAAUAAUCGAAUCCACGGUCGCUUUCCUGAUAGGGCUACUCAAAGCGUCCUGGACCAGGACCGCCUGGCACUUUGCCGUUCUGUCUUUCGUCUAUGUUAUCGCUCGCUCGAUUUACCGGGUAUGGUUUCAUCCUUUGUCAAGCUAUCCAGGCCCGAAGCUGGCAGCCCUUACCCAGCUGUGGUAUGCCCGUCAUUGGAUGGGCGGAAGAUACCCGUUUGCGAUUGAAGAAGCGCAUAGACGGUACGGCGAGGUUGUUCGCAUCGCGCCCAACGAACUCAGCUUUAACACUGCCCAAAGCUUUAACGAAAUUUAUGGACACACCACGAAGGACCACAAGCCAUUCAUCAAAGGUACUUUCUAUGAGCAUUACCAGCCGGAGCCGGGCAUCGUCGCCGAGCGCAACCCGGAAAAGCAUAGAGAAACUCGAAAGUUGCUAGCCCAUGGAUUUAGUGCCCGGGCUUUGAAGGCCCAAGAGUCUAUCAUUGCCCAGUACAGUGAUUUGUUCCUUGCCCAGGUCAAGAAGCUGGCAAAAUCCCACUUUUGGAUCGACACCAUCCACGACGCCGGAAUCCUAGUCACCCUGUUCGAGAUCGGCCGCCGUCUCCCUCUCCUCUGGCCCUUGAUUCUUUUCUCCCUACCGAACGGCAUCAAGAAGAAAUUUGACCUCUUCCUCAAAUACUCCCGCGACCUCGUCCGCACUCGCGUCGCAAGACAGAACACCCUCACCCGCGAGGACUUCUUCGCCCGGCUGCUGGCUGACAAGUCUCACUCGCAAUCCGAGGAAUGGCUCCUCGCACAGGCGAACGUCCUCGUCAUCGCCGGGUCUGACACCACCGCCACGGCACUGACCACCCUGAUCUACUACCUCGCAGCCCACCAGGACAAGCUCUGGCAUCUCCAGCAGGAACUUCGGGAGACGUUCGACGAGGCUUCAGACAUGACCAGCGAGAAACUUCAGGGCAUGCUGUAUCUGAACGCUGUCAUAGAAGAGGGGUUGAGAAUCUGUCCGCCGACCGCUUUCGGUCUGCCUAGAAUAUCACCUGGGGCCAUGGUGGAUGGACGGUUGAUUCCCAAGGGGACGGUGGUCUCCAUUUCCUCAUGGACCACAGCCCACCGUGAGGAUUAUUUUCACGACGCAAGGGGCUUUCACCCAGAGCGUUGGCUGCCCGCCGGGCAUGCGCUCUGGAACGCCAAGUUUCAGCACGACCACCUUUCCGCGUCGAAGCCAUUCUCGUUGGGCCCCCGAGGCUGCCUCGGAGUCAAUCUGGCAUACAUGGAGAUGCGAAUUACCCUGGCCAAGUUGGCGUGGAAGUUUGAUUGGGAGUUGGUCAAUGCGGACCAACUGGACUGGGAAAGCGAGUUGCGGUUCGAAGGAUUCUGGAAAUUGCCCGUUCCUCGGGUCCGGUUCUACUGCAUCCAUGUCUAG